GAGCCUUGUUGUACAGAUCGAGUGCAAUCGGUUUCCGCGACACUACUUUUCUUUACAGAUGAUCUGAAGUCCGAGCGCAGAGCUUAGCUAGCUAGGGCCUAGGGUUCUUUACUGAAAAAACGUGGAGUUUUGGUGGUUUUCCCCUUUCGUCUUGGAGUGAGUGUAGGCGAGAUGGAGAAUGAGGACGCAAAACUGAAUCCAGCUGCAAAUCAGCUGCCGGAGGCGGAUUCAUUACCCGACGGCUUCGUGGAUAGCUCCGGCGCUGACUCGUUGGCGCCGGAAACACCCACCCCCGACCAGGAAAAGCCACUCGCCCCGGAGGAUAAAUUAGAGGAGCCUGAGGUGAGGCCCGUGCUCAUCGUAAAUGAUAACCAUUUUGCCCUCCCUGCAGUAAGUGGCUGCCGAGAAACGGCGGCGGAGGAGGAACAAGCUAAAGUACAGAGCUUGAGCUUGGAAAAUUCAACUGUAGAAGGCUCAGAUCAACAGACACUGACCACUAAUGAGGCGCCAUCACUCGAUAGUUCAGAGAACAGGAAAACAGAAGCCUCUGAUGUAAAACGGAAGAAUGUAAAACGUACAUUUAAAUCUGAGAAGGAGUUUUUGGAGUUCACACUAAAGUAUCAACAAGUUCUUGCUGAAAGAGAUUCAGCUAUUGCUGUUCGGGAUAAACUAGAGUCACUGUGCCGGGAGUUACAGCGGCAAAACAAAAUUUUGAUGGAUGAAUGCAAAAAAGUGUCAACAGAGGGUCAAAACUUGAGAUUGGAUCUAUCAAACAGAUUUCAGGAAGCCAUCAAGGAAGUGAGCAACAAGCUGGAAGAACAAAAGGAUGAAUGCCUGUCACAGCUCAAGGAAAACGAGAUGUUAAAGAUCAAGCUGAAACAAGUCGUCGAUCAAUAUGCUCUUACCGAGCAACAAUAUGCUCAAAAGUUAAAGCAAAAGGAUCUUGAACUUCAGAUAGCUGAAUUGAAAAUUAAGCAACAUGAAGAAAAAUUAGUGCAGGGACAGUCCCAGAUGAAAUUGUAUGCAGAACAGGUUUCCCAGUUAUUGACAACUGAAAAAAGUUUGCGGUUACAAUUGACAGCUGAUGGAGAGAAGUUCCAGCAAUUCCAGGAGGCACUGCUGAAGAGCAAUGAAGUAUUUGAAACAUUUAAGCAAGAAAUUGAAAAGAUGGGGAAAUCCUUAAAAGAACUCAAAAAGGAGAAUACUUUCUUGAAGAGCAAAUGCGAUAAAUCAGAUAUGACUCUAAUAGAGUUGGUUGAAGAGCGCGAACACUUGAAGAUGCAACUGGAGAAAACGAGGAACCAGAAGGAGAGACUGGAGUCGUUGUGCAGGUCUCUUCAAGCAGAGCUGAAGGCAAAACCAGCUGCAAGUAGAAACUUGGAUCCACCUCAAGCUUGAAUAGUAUUAUUGAUUUGUAUUGCUCUAAAUAUCUUUGCAAUUAACCCAAGUGUUUCUUGGGGGUGGGGUGGGGGUGUUCACUAUCAGCUAAUUUGUACACCAAUGUUUCUUAUGAUUUUCAAGAUUCUUUUAUAUGUUUGCUCUGUUUGGCAAAACCUUAGAUGAAUGGUAUUUCUAACUUAUUUGCUUGGAGUA
Molecule: messenger RNA, 1593 nt
Organism: Ipomoea nil (Japanese morning glory)
Lineage: Eukaryota; Viridiplantae; Streptophyta; Magnoliopsida; Solanales; Convolvulaceae
Product: beta-taxilin-like
Exons: 11
Coding region: 172-1398 (408 amino acids)
Molecular function (GO): syntaxin binding
Source: RefSeq, a predicted model, not a curated record